This is a messenger RNA of Mercurialis annua (annual mercury), 992 nucleotides long. RefSeq names its product E3 ubiquitin ligase BIG BROTHER-related. The record is from RefSeq and is a predicted model, not a curated record. Lineage: Eukaryota; Viridiplantae; Streptophyta; Magnoliopsida; Malpighiales; Euphorbiaceae. The transcript has a single exon. Bases 263 to 886 code for a protein of 207 amino acids.
AAGCUUCCUUGUCCCUAAAGAAAGAUCUACUGUAGGCAAGAAUAAUGGGUUAACCCUAGAGCUAGCUUCAACUUUACACAAAUUGGAAUCUUGAAUCUGUUUUGCAAAACAUUGCUAUUUAGGUUAUCUUUUCCAUGUUUCUUUGCAUGAAAGUUAACAAUCCGUCCAAAGAAUGCUUUAGAACACAUAUAAUCAUUCGCCUUGUAUAUACUAUUUCCAAUCAAGAUUUCUAUCCUGAUCAAGCCAAUUUCAAUUCCUUUCGAUGGAAAGCAAUCAAGAAAGGAAACCAUUGCCCGACAAUGAUCAAGAAAGAAAGCAAGCCGCGGCAAGGAGGGUUCCGUUAGCCGAGCUUAAUCAAGUUCAUUCGGAUUUCGCUAUAGCAAUGGCCAUGCAAGAUCAAGAAAGUACAUUCAAUUUCAUGGAAAGCGAUAGCGAAGAAGACGGAGAUUUUUCGAGCCAAGAAAAUAAUGAAACUAUCGACUAUGAAUUCUUCGAAAGCCAAGAUUUAGGGUUUCUUGAAGGAUAUGAUAGUAAUAGUGAUGAUGAAGACAUGGGUGACGAAGAAGAUGAUAUCGAUCCCGACGAACUUUCUUACGAAGAAUUGAUCGCGUUAGGGGAAUUUAUAGGAGAAGAGAAGAGAGGAUUAUCAAAAGAAGAAAUAUCAAAGUGCUUGAAUCCAUUUAAUUAUAAAUGUUUAGAAAUAAAAAGUGAGAUUGAUAGAUGUGUGAUUUGUCAAGUUGAAUAUGCAGGAGAUGAAGAGUUGGUAUCUCUUCUUCCAUGUCAGCAUCCUUACCAUUGUGAAUGCAUUACCAAUUGGCUUCAAAUCAAGAAGGUUUGCCCUAUCUGUGCCACUGAAGUUUCAACAUCAUCAUCCAAGACUAAUUAAUGUUUAUUAGGAGUAGUAAUGUGUUGUCAUUUUAAUUUGAUCGGUAUAUGUCUUUGUGAAAUGUACUUUGUGAAUUGUAAAUUAAUUAACAAUUUAUUGUUUGGGA